Messenger RNA from Notechis scutatus (mainland tiger snake), 2723 nucleotides. It is a transcript of the gene ACBD5, whose product is annotated as acyl-CoA binding domain containing 5. Gene Ontology annotation, cellular component: peroxisome; cytoplasm. Gene Ontology annotation, biological process: pexophagy; fatty acid metabolic process. Gene Ontology annotation, molecular function: fatty-acyl-CoA binding. Lineage: Eukaryota; Metazoa; Chordata; Lepidosauria; Squamata; Elapidae. The record is from RefSeq and is a predicted model, not a curated record.
GGCGGGACAAUAAUGAGUCGAAGGCUACUGUUGGAAGACAAUAACAGAAGAUCUUGAACCGUGGGCAAAGGUUGGAGGAGCCUGUCAUCCCAAGUCCCUCGGCCAACAGCGCCCUUCAGCCGACACGGAAAGCAGUGGUGGCGGCUGCGGUGCGAUUCGGCUGAACCAUGGCAGAGACGGAGAGUGGCAGCAACAGCUCGGUGCAUGAGACGCGCUUUGAAGCGGCGGUGAAAGUGAUCCACAGUCUGCCCAAAAAUGGUUCUUUCCAGCCAACAAAUGAAAUGAUGCUGAAAUUCUAUAGUUUUUAUAAGCAAGCAACUCAAGGACCUUGUAACAGUCCAAGGCCAGGAUUUUGGGAUCCUAUUGGUAGAUACAAAUGGGAUGCAUGGAAUUCAUUGGGCACAAUGCCCAAAGAAGAUGCUAUGAUUGCAUAUGUUGAAGAAAUGAAAAAGAUUCUUGAAACAAUGCCGAUGACAGACAAAGUUGAGGAGCUGUUACAUGUCUUAGGCCCAUUUUAUGAAAUUGUAGAGGAUAAAAGAAGUAAAGGAUCUGAUCUAAUCACAGAUCCUCACAAAGCUGUGCCAGCUGUGAAUGGAAAAUCAGAAAGCAAUGACAGUGGAGCAGAAUCGGAGGAAGAACCACAACAGGAAGAAUUGAAAGAUGUCCAACAGAUUGAUAAAGGAUUUUCAGAAGAAGAUGUGAAACAAGAUUCAUCCCCUGAUAAGGAUUUAAAUGGCGUGGUUAUUAAUGGAAGUUGUAAUGCUGUUUCCAACGUUGAUGUGAACAAUGGCAUACAGACCAAAUCUAAAUUGAAUGGCAUCAAUGUGGAUGAUGAAAUAAAGACAAGUGAAAAGUGCCUUGAGUUACCAGUCAUCCCUAACUGGGAUUCUACUCAUCAAGGUCAAAAUGAAGAUACCAUUGAAGUGUCUGGAAUUCAACUCUUGACAAGUGAUUCAGAUAGUGAAAUAUACUGUGAUUCAAUGGAGCAGUUUGGACAAGAAGAGAUCCUGGAAAUCAGCUCAUCAGUCAAGGAAAUUUCCAGACAUCCAUUAACUUUCUCAGAAGUAGAUCAUAAUAAUCUGUUAGAAACUUCCAGUUUUCUUGAACUUGCAAAUCACAAAGCAGAAAGUAUAAAGGAAGGUGCACCGGAAGGAAAAGGCGAAGUCAAGCGUGGCGGUGAAGAUGGCAAAGCAAAUGAUAGAGGCCCUCAAAAAGAGAAGACAAAUAGUGAAAAGGUUGACCUCUAUGGAGUUCGAAGGGGAAGAGGACAUAGAAUGUACCCUGUAGGAGAUGGUGGCCAAGGUGGACAGGUGGGCAGUGGAGGAGACGGAGAACGAUGGGGUUCGGACAGAGGACCACGGAGCACCCUCAAUGAACAGAUUGCAAUUGCACUCAUACGAUUGCAAGAAGAUAUGCAAAAUGUUCUUCAGAGAUUACAUGCCCUUGAGGCACUCACAAUCUCACAGGCAACACUACAUUCAAAUAAUCAGCCUGAGGCACCUGUUAAGAAACCAUCAUGGUGGCCCUUUGAGAUUUCUCCUGGUACUUUAGCCUUUGCUAUUUUAUGGCCCUUUGUUACCCAAUGGCUGGUGUAUUUAUAUCUUCAAAGAAGAAGAAGAAAACAGAACUGAGCCAUUCCUGAUUUUACUUAAGAACUGCUUGUAUGGGAAGAUUUUGAAAAAUACUGUAGUUAUUACAGGAACUAUAAGCUCUGGAAUGAUUAAAACAUCCUUUUCUUUUUCUUUAACAUUUUUUCUUUUUCUUUUUGCACUACUGAAGAUUCUAUACUUGAAUGAGACAUUUUUCCUAUAUUUCUAAUAUAAUAAAUACAACUGUCCUACUAAGCAGUUAUAUGAACUACAAUUAUUCUUGAUGAACAGUUUGUAUAAUGUCUUAGUUUUCAGUUCCUACUGGGGGGAAAUAAGUCUUUAGAAAAGAGAAGAAAAAUCUUUGAAAGCAUGUAUCCCCAGUCCUUAAAUUCCAUGAUACUUUAACUGUACGUUUUGUUUUAUGCCAGCCUUUUGGUUAGAAAUGCAAUAUAUGGGGUAAACGGUAUAUCCCCAAAGGCCAAAAUAAACAGGAUUAUUACAAUUGCAUUUAAGAGUAAUGAGGAGUUGCUACUAUAUGUGAUAACGUUUUAAUAAAUAAAAUUGAGGCUGUUGAUUUUGCUUCCACAGAUGCCACCAAAAUUAUAUAUCUUUAAAAGCCACAAAACCAUGCAUAGCCAUACAUUUCAAUGUAAUAAUACUCAACUGAGUCUCAAAUAGCAUGAUCGAUUCAAAGUAAAGUAGUUCAUUGGAGAGAAUGCUUAAUAAAGAAUGAAAACAGUCCUGAAGAUACUAAAUUCAGUUCAACCUCAGGGCAAGUAAUACAAGUUAUGAACAUAUCUAUUGAAUAGAGGCAAGUACUGUCUUUAUUUUUUUUUAAAAAAAAUCCAAUUUAAUUAAGUCACAGCUUUUGCAUAUUAAAAAUUUGCUGUGAGAUGCUGUUCUGAAUUUGUAAAGAAAUACUUUGUAAACAGAUGCCAGUGCAAAAAGGGUGCCAGUGGAAAAAGGAUGUUAAUAGCAGUAUCUUUUCUAAAGCUAUGCAACCAACACUGCUGUUAAGUUACUCCCACCAAUUAAUUAGGACUGGGCAAUUCCUUGUACUGUAUUCAACACUGGAAGAAAUGUAUCAAAAUGAAUAAGACUAUACUUGCAGGCAGGCUCACUUUAAAAAUUUUU